UGGUGAGGUCUGGCUUUGCAGAAUAAGGAGCGAGGAAGAAGCUCUUGAGUUGGUGACAGCCAGCCUGUGUCUGUUGCUAAGGUUCCCGGCAUGAUGAGGCUGGCCUGUGACCGCACAGGGACACUAGGUACUCUAGCACCUAUGUGUCCACCGCUUCCCGUCUUCCAGCUUUCACUCCCAACCAUGAGUUUUCUCUCUGCUCGCUUCCCCUCCUUCCCCUCCCAAAUCCCCACUAGGUCAUUUUGUUGUUGGAGGGCCAAUGAGUGUGCCUGUUGCUUCUGGAGGCUCCGAGCCCUGCCACAUCCAGCCCUUACCAAGCAGGUCCCGCUGCAGCAACAGCGACACCUCAAAUGCUCUCCUGAUCCAGCCACCUGCCCUGCACAGAGACGCUCAUCCACCUGGGGCUUCCGGGAGCCCCGCGAAGCCCACGGUGGCCUCAGCACAGAGGGCCUGGGAGACCCCUGGACUGCGCAGCCCCAAGGCACACACAGUCUUCUGGCUCUCAGGCUCCAGGGCUCUGAGGUGCCUCUGGAGUCGACUCCGAAGCCCACAGGCAGCGCCCACAGAGUCGGAGAAAGGGAGCAGGCCGCAGUGCAGAGACUGCGACAGUCUGCGCGCUCGCCUGUCGGAUCGUGCGCCCUCCCCCCAGGCCCGGGCGAUGGCGCUGGCGAUGCUGCGGGAUUGGUGCAGGUGGAUGGGCGUGAAGGCUCAGCGCGCUCUGCUCAUCCUGGGCAUACCGGAUGACUGCGAGGACCAGGAGUUCCUGGAGGACCAGGAGUUCCAGGAGGCCGUGCGGGCAGCCCUGCGGCCCCUGGGCCGGUACCGAGUGCUGGGCAAGGUCUUCAGAAAGGAGCUGGGGUGCCGGGUGGCCUUGGUCGAGUUUGCCGACAGUUUCAACAGAAGUUUGAUCCCCCAGCAAAUACGAGGCCGGGGGGACCGUGGACUGUGGUCUUCCUGCCCCAGGCUCCUGACUCGGAGUCACAGGAGAGACCCAAUUCCCCUGCACAGGCCCAGAGACAAGCAGUGGCUGGCGGGGCAGGUGAGGCAGGAGUCCUGGGCGAGGUAG
This is a messenger RNA of Sus scrofa (pig), 1066 nucleotides long. Its product is annotated as paraneoplastic antigen Ma6E. Lineage: Eukaryota; Metazoa; Chordata; Mammalia; Artiodactyla; Suidae. The record is from RefSeq and is a predicted model, not a curated record.